AUGCCAUGGAGAAUCCACGGUCUGUUCUUCUUAACGAUGUUUGCAAGUUACGGCACGACAGGAGCUAGAACGGUGGUCACGAGGGUGCUGGCAAACAGUCCAAGGGAACUGAGGGACGCCUUGGCAAAGCUCUCCUCCAAGUCGGGCCCUGGCGAGCUUCAGCGACAGAGGAGGAGGAACUGCGUGCGGUUCGGCUUGAGAAACACGCUGUGCGUUUACGACGGACACAGACAGUCCGAGGAGCCGCUUUACGAGGAUCAAUACAUCGACGAGGAGUACGGCUUCUGGCCGAACCUACCGCAGCCCCCGAGCAAUGGCCACGGGGGUUUCGUGGACCUUACCCGGCUGAACAAGGACCUGCGCGACCUGGACGGAGUCCUGCGCUCGAGUUCCGACGACGACACCUUCUCCGAAGACUACCUCGACGUCGGGGACCUCAGCGCGACUAGGAAGGUCGACUAUGACUACGUGUUAGGCUCCCCGAAGGAGCACCUGACUAAACUGAAGCUACACAUCGUGAGCUCCAAGCAGAAGGGCGAGAAGGAGAGGGGGGGACUCGUCCGGAAACUGUUCAACUUGGAAACCGGGCCGGGAGCGAGCUUGAGAACUUUAGAGAGCGAACUCAAAGACGCGUCCAGCGAGGAGGAAUUCGACGACGGGAAGCCGAAGCGGUUCGAGGUGAUAGAGAACAGUGACGAAUCGGAGGAAUCUAGCAGGGGCUCCGAGGAACGGCCAGCUCCGAAGAAGGUGAAAGGCGCUAAGGGGGCCAAAUACAUUUACGCGCAGGGCCCGACGAGGCACGUGACGGUGGACCGACGAAGGCUGCCCCACUUCCUGCCGAAGAGGUACCAUUGGGACGAGGGGGACAUCAGGAAUCUCUCGUAUCUCUGGUUCAACGGCCCGCAAGGCCAGUACGCCGGCGUGUAUAGGAAACCGUUA
Molecule: messenger RNA, 939 nt
Organism: Iphiclides podalirius (scarce swallowtail)
Lineage: Eukaryota; Metazoa; Arthropoda; Insecta; Lepidoptera; Papilionidae
Source: the annotation of a GenBank genome assembly